GAAGUGAAGAAACUCAGACAAGACAUCUGAACCAGAGAGAGGAAGAUAGAGAGGAGGAAAGAGAGCGAGGGAGGAGAGCUCAGAGUAGCAGAUGCAGUAACAGACUCGUACUUUUGAGCAAAAGAGACAAAGAAAGAAAGGUGAAAGGUGUGUCGGAGAGUAACGAGAGAAGUCCCAACACUAUCCCACAGAACCUGAUAACCAAGGGACAGCAGGACCAGGGGCUGUUAAAGGAUAUGGAACAAUUCACACACUCAAACUACAGCUGGAGAGUCUCUGACAUGGAGGGAAUCUGGAUGCACUGAAGAUCUGCUGGUCCUAGAGACACCCCCGCCUCGACACAAUGACCACUCUUCUCUCCUCCCCCCUUUCCACCUCAUCUCCCCUCUCCUCCUCUUCCUUCCCCCUCUCCAAUACCACCCAUCCUCUCUCUACCUCCUCCUCCUUCCUUUUCUCCUCCACCUCCUUCCCCCUCUCCCCCUCUCCAAACCAGACCCUCUGUAAUCUAGAUGACGGUGCACUGCGCCUCCCCCUGGUCUUCCUAUACUCCCUCUUCUUCCUCCUGGGUCUGGUAGGUAACCUGCUGGCCCUGUGGGUCUUCCUCUUCCUCCACUCCAGAAGGAACUCUGUCCGGGUGUUCCUCAUCAACGUGGCUAUAGCUGACCUGGUGCUCCUGGCUUGCCUUCCCUUCAGAGUCCUCUACCAUGCUAAUGGGAACCGCUGGAUCCUCGGCCCCUUGGUCUGUAAAGUGGUGGGCAACCUCUUCUACAUGAACAUGUAUAUUAGUAUCACUCUGUUGGGGUUCAUUAGUCUGGAUAGGUAUGUGAAGCUGAAGGGGCGGGGCGGAGCGGGGAGGGGCCUGGCCAGUAGGCUGAGAGGCGGGGGAUGGAGCUGGGUGGCGUGCGGGGCGCUCUGGGGGCUGUCCCUGGUGGCGGCCGUGCCCAUGAUCGCCAUGUCGGAGGGCAACGAGGAACCUGGGAAGUGUUUCCAGUAUAAGCAGCGGCGUGGGGCGAAGGGGAAGGCUUACUUUAACAUGGCUCUGGUGCUGCUGUUCUGGGGAGUGUUCUGCCUGCUGGUUGUAUCCUAUGGGAAGAUAGCCAUGCGCCUCCUUAAGGUGUCCAGGGAUAAACCGGACCUCCCCAACGCCCACCGCUACGGCUGCACCGCCAGGAAGUCCUUCUUCGUGCUCUUCCUGUUCACCGUCUGCUUCGGGCCCUAUCACGCCUUCCGCCCAGUCUACGUCCUCUCCCAGCUCAGCCAAUCCCCAGCCUGUGAUUACUUGCGCCUGGUGGACAGGACCAAUGAAGUCAUGUUGUUGUUCUCCGCCUUCAAUGCCGUCCUGGACCCUGUGAUGUACUUCCUGUUGUCGGGCUCGGUGCGUAAGGCCGCCGUGAAAGCCCUGGGACAGAGCCUCGGCAACCGGCUCCACUUCCUUAAUGACGGGACCUCCAACAGCUCGGUAACAGAGUUCAGACGGACCUCUCUGUCCGUCAUCUCCCCAAACACCGCCAUUAACCCCUCCCACACGCCCAGGACCAGCCUCUGUCUGAUUAGCCCCACCCUCCGCCCUGGUACAGCCAUAGUGGCAAAGCAGUGACUUUACAGACUUCAUUGUUUUACUUCAUGGGCUUUAACUCUAUUUCCAUUGUAAUGUAUACCAUGUACUAAACAACUGAAGUAGGUGACAAGGGCCAACGUCUAGAACUGGGCUCAGUUACCUAUAAUGGAACGGACCAGAUUUCCUGAAUCAAAGUGAUAUAAAUGCCUGUGUCCGCGCUGUUUGUUAACUAAUAGUCAGUAAUAUGUGACACAAUCGUAUCUGAUAUAACACUGUACAAAGUCAAUCAAUAAAUACAUGUGAGCUUAAA
Molecule: messenger RNA, 1868 nt
Organism: Coregonus clupeaformis (lake whitefish)
Lineage: Eukaryota; Metazoa; Chordata; Actinopteri; Salmoniformes; Salmonidae
Product: probable G-protein coupled receptor 34
Exons: 2
Coding region: 344-1597 (417 amino acids)
Biological process (GO): G protein-coupled receptor signaling pathway
Cellular component (GO): membrane
Molecular function (GO): G protein-coupled purinergic nucleotide receptor activity
Source: RefSeq, a predicted model, not a curated record